This is a messenger RNA of Nyctereutes procyonoides (raccoon dog), 4564 nucleotides long. Its product is annotated as ubiquinol-cytochrome-c reductase complex assembly factor 1. Bases 90 to 893 code for a protein of 267 amino acids. Gene Ontology annotation, cellular component: mitochondrion. The transcript has 9 exons. The record is from RefSeq and is a predicted model, not a curated record. Lineage: Eukaryota; Metazoa; Chordata; Mammalia; Carnivora; Canidae. Gene Ontology annotation, biological process: mitochondrial respiratory chain complex III assembly.
CCGCCGGCGAAAGGACGACAGAGACCAGGGGUGGGGGCCGCGGGGACUCCGGAAGGCCACCCUUUACCCGGAAAUGGUUGUAGAGGAACAUGGCGUUGCUGGUGCGAGUCCUUAGGAACCGGAUUAACAUUUCCCAGUGGUUUCCAGUAUGUAGCCGAUUGGUACCUGUGUCUUCUACACAGGGACAGUGGGGCAGGGCUCUGUCUGGUACUUUCCAGCUUUCUACUACCAAGGAUUCCCCACAGCCUGUUGAGGAGAAGGUUGGUGCCUUCACGAAGAUAAUAGAAGCCAUGGGAUUUACAGGACCUUUGAAAUACAGUAAAUGGAAGAUUAAGAUUGCGGCUCUGCGCAUGUAUACUAGCUGUGUGGAGAAAACUGACUUCGAGGAAUUCUUUCUAAGAUGUCAGAUGCCUGAUACAUUCAAUUCAUGGUUUCUUAUAACUCUACUUCAUGUCUGGAUGUGUCUAGUCCGAAUGAAGCAGGAAGGCCGGAGUGGGAAAUAUAUGUGUCGGAUCAUAGUUCAUUUUAUGUGGGAGGAUGUUGAGCAGCGUGGCAGAGUUAUGGGGGUUAAUUCUUAUAUCCUGAAGAAGAACAUGAUCCUUAUGACAAAUAAUUUCUAUGCGGCAAUCUUGGGAUAUGAUGAGGGGAUCCUUUCAGAUGACCAUGGGCUGGCUGCUGCCCUCUGGAGAACCUUCUUCAACCAGAAAUGUGAAGACCCUCGACAGCUUGAAUUGUUGGUGGAGUAUGUGAGGAAACAGAUGCAGUACCUGGACUCCAUGAAUGGGGAGGAUCUGCUUCUGACAGGGGAGGUGAGCUGGCGCCCUCUCGUGGAGAAGAAUCCUCAGAGCAUCCUGAAGCCCCAUUCCCCAACUUAUAACGACGAGGGUCUUUGAUGGGCUGAUGCCUCUGAACAGCUGGCCAGCUGGCUUUGAGGAACUGCCAGGAGAGAGGUGCUGGUUUGGCCCAGAACCCUGCAGAAAGUGGCCUGAACUGACCUUCAAACAGCAUCUGUCAAAUAUCUGGCCCCAUUUGUGUUGAUUUUCCUCUUAGUAUGCCCAGAAGUCUGAUCUGGUGGACUAUAGUGCUGGGAGAACCCUUAGCUCUUCUGAGGAAUCCUCCCCCUCAGGAGAAGCCUGGAGCAAGAGCUUUCCAGCACACACUCCCCUGGUCCCUCCAGCAACUAUGUGAUUGACAACUUUUCCUAAAGGCCCCAGAGAGUUUGGGAUAGGUUAGAAAGGGGACACUUCCACCAAGGGCCCGCUGUGGCCGAGGGGCAGUUUGGAAUGCUGCUGAGUCAAGACGGGUAACCAUGCUCUGUCCUCUGGCUUUGAGCCAUGGGGUUGAGUUGGCCAUUAAAAGAAACAGAGACUUAUCUCUGCCAUGGCUCUUCUUUAUUCCGGGGUUUUUAGAAACUUAGAUGGAAGUUGCCAUAAGUUGAGGACCCCACCCAGCUCAGUUAGAGACAGGGAGGGCAAGAGGUCAGGAAGGUCUCUGCUACUGCUCUUAUCUCCAGUUCAUGGAGAUGUCACUGUUAUGUCCAAGGCAUAGCCUGCCAGGCUCCAUCCUCUGGGACCCAGGAGGCCUCUGAUGGCCAAGGGGCUUGUCACAUCCUGAGUCAUUUGGAAAGAAGUUCCAAGAACAUCUUUUUGUCACUUCCCCACUGAACAGGGUGAGGAACAUGCUGUCUUUCCUCUCUUGACUCCCUUUACAUGAGAUACUGGGGAGAAGAGGAGAAAAUUAUUUCUUAGUUGUACCAUCCCAGGGCCCAGCCCGUGCCCAGGUUUCUAAUCCCAUCCCAACUUCUGGAGCAUGUGCUGCAGAGUCAGCUCAGUCUGUGCACUUGAAUCAGUCCCCUCCUUCCUGAGUAUGGGUCAUUUCUUGGGGAAUUUUCUUUGCAUUGAAGAAAGGGGGCGGGGAACCAUAUUGCCCCUCCUUCCCCCAUCAAACUUCCUUCAUUUUAACUUGCUAUAAAAUGAGUCAUAUAAAGAAAUUCUAUAUGGGUGAGGUAUAUCCCACUUCUGUGAAAACAUUACAAAUCAGACCGCCUUCUCUGAGUUUAUUUAAGAUGCUUUUGUUGCAAGCAGAGUUCUAGAGUGAAGCCCCCUCUGUGUGUGUGAGAUAGUAACACCUUGUAACUCAUUACAGCUGGGCACUAUUUACAUAAACCAGAGCUGAGCCAGGCAGGAAUUUGCUGAUUAAUUUAUUUUUAAUGGAGUGAAGUAUACCAUGUACCAAAAUAAACUUUACUGUGUGUACCUAACUGCUCCUGGAAUGGAUGGAAAAAUUAAUGGAACAGAUUUUGGCUCCCAACUCCACACAUUAAUUCAUAUAUAAAAGUUAUUUGAGCCUUAACCCAUUUGCUGCCCAGGGCAGCUCCCCAGCCACAGAUCCCAGCCCACAGCACCAGUUCAGCUACUGGGCUUGCUUGAGAAUCACAGAAUUGCAGAUUUUUUUUUAAAGAUUUUAUUUAUUUAUUCAUGAUAGUCACAUAGAGAGAGAGGCAGAGACAUAGGCAGAGGGAGAAGCAGGCUCCAUGCAGGGAGCCCGACGUGGGAUUCGAUCCCGGGUCUCCAGGAUCGUGCCCUGGGCCAAAGGCAGGCGCUAAACCGCUGCGCCACCCAGGGAUCCCCCAGAAUUGCAGAUUUAGAAGAAACUUUAGAGGUUAGUCCUCUAAGCUGAACUUAGUCCAGCUCAGUUCCUGAACUUGACUCCUCUUCUCAGCAUCUCAGCUGGCCUAUGUCCAUACAGGCCGUUUAUGAAUACCUCUGCCUGCAGAGCCAAAUCCUGUCUCCAUAACCUGAGUAAUCAUCAAACGGUGCAACUUGCAAUAUGGAGCUGCCUUUUAGAGAGCUGAAUUGUAUCUAUCAGGUGGGGAAUGUCCCAAAGCCCUCAAUUCCAGCUGUCAGCAUCUUUCACCCACUACACACCCCCUUGCCUUUCAAGAUAAAAUCCAGGUCCCUGGAGGCUGCAAGGCUCUUCUUAAUUUGACCUGUGUUUGUUUCUGAGUCUCUAAUUCAUUUUUGCUCUGAGCAAACUGAACUGCUUAGGGUCACCUGAAAAGAUCACCCUGUAUGUUUCCUCCACCUGGCAUCCUCGCUUCCCCUUCUGACUAGCUCAAAUACCCACCCCCGUUACGUCUUGUCUGCCCCAGGUGGAAACUAUUAUUUUUUAUACCCACUCUCCAUCCUGCAUUGUGAGCUCCUUCAGAGUGGGCACUGUGUUUGGGUCAAUUGCCUUUGUUUUUCUAGUGCCCUAGGAGUGCCUGGCUCACAGUAGGCAUCAGUAUAAACUUUGACAAAUGGAAGAAGGAAUGAAUAAUUAGAUCAUCAGUCAUUAUCAGUACAAGCCCUAUGAAAAAAUCCCUUUCUGGAUCAUUCUCUGACCUUAUUUUAGCAGCUCAGUAUGAAGUACCUCCAUUGACCUUUGCAUAGUAAUGAAAGCUAAAUGUUCAUUCUGUAGCUACUUUUUUCUUUAACUCUCUCUUUUUUAAGUAGUCUUUACACCAACAUCGGGGUUGAACUCGGCGACCCUGAGACCAAGAGUCACGAGUCACAUGCUCCACUGCCUGGGCCAGCAAGGUGCCCCUCUAGCUACAUAUAUUUCUACUGUAAGUUGUUAUUAUACAAAACAAGUGAAGGAUAUUUCUUGCCCUCAGGAGAUUGCUCUUUAGAAAUAAUUGUAAUUUAUUUAUAUUCUGUAUACUUCCAUAAAGGAUCACAGCAAGUUAAAAGACACUGUUCUAAUAAAACUGCAAAGUGAUUAAAACAAAAUUUAAGGGGAUCCCUGGGUGGCUCAGCGGUUUGGCGCCUGCUUUUGGCCCAGGGCGUCAUCCUGGAGUCCUGGGAUCGAGUCCCGCAUCAGGCUCUCAGCAUGGAGCCUGCUUCUCCCUCCUCCUGUGUCUCUGCCUCUCUCUUUCUCUCUGUGUCUAUCAGAAAUAAAAAUAAAUAAAUCUUUAAAAAAAAAACAAAAUUUAAAAGAUAAGAUGCAAGUAUUAGGAAGUGGGGGGAGAGAAGUAAUCAUGUCAGAAAACCUAUACUGCUAAUAACCAACUUUCACAGGAUUUUUGGGGUAAUUUAUAAAGUAGUUUUAACACAUUGUCUCACAGCAGUCCUGUAAAAUAGGUAUCCUCAUCGUUCUUACCGCUUUUCCAUGGGUGAGGGACUAAGGCUCACGUCAUCUGGGCACAGGAAGAACCCGCUCAGAGUGCCCCGUUUCCAUCUUCCAACCCCGGGCCCUUGCUCUCUCCCCAUCCCACACUGCCCCCCACAGGCCAGUGAGGAAAUCUGCAACUGAGUGUAAAACCUUGCUCUGAGCUUCCUGGGAGCCAAAGGCAGAAAUGGGAGUCAAGGUUCUAAGAAUCUUGUUUCAUAAAAGGAAGUAUACUUAUUCAUCAGAAGAAAGAAAUGUUUCAGAGAAGAAUAUAUUACAGGGGUUUUAAACGAGAUACACCGAACAAUGCAGUGAAUAGUACCUCUAAGAUUGCAGUUUUGCCCAAAAGUUUGAGAACUGUAAGUAAUUGCUGUUUCUUACAUCAAGCUGAGAUUAAAGCCAAGGCCCCAGUUGA